Molecule: messenger RNA, 9322 nt
Organism: Schistosoma haematobium
Lineage: Eukaryota; Metazoa; Platyhelminthes; Trematoda; Strigeidida; Schistosomatidae
Product: Laminin subunit gamma-1
Exons: 1
Coding region: 6429-7025 (198 amino acids)
Source: RefSeq, a predicted model, not a curated record
CCAUGUCCACUUGCAACUUUUUAUAUCAUCUAUAUGGUUGCAGUUGUGAUUAUAAUCACUGUUUACCAACAGAGUCUUCAACAUGCCUGAAAUGGAGACAACUGGUAAAAGCUUGUCUGCUUCCGGAUGAACGGAGUAGCUCGUCUAGUUGAAACUGUCGGGAAUCGUGUCAGUAGUAGUGUUAGAUUGUGCCGUUUUAUAUAUUUAGUAUGAGUAAAAGCAAGUUGUACAGAUCGACCAUGCAUGCAAGACCGAGCCAUGCUGAACUACGUUGUUUAAGUUGAUGUUCGGUUAUGAUGACUGCUAUAUUGAUAUGUUCACCUUUUUGAUUAUUUUGCUUGGACUGAAUAGAAUUGUGUAUUUUUGAUUGAGAACUGAAGCACUCUUUUAGAACUCUAAAUACUCCGUAUUAUGGCAAAACUAAAUAUUAGCUUUCGAAUAAUCUCUACAUGAUUUAUCCAGAAAGUAUAGAAUAACUUCCCUAUAUUGAUAGGAACAUUGGUGGGACUAUAAUUUAUGGGCGACUUUUGAGCGACGCUAGGCUGCCCUUGAGAGUGUCCACUUAAUAACCAGAACAAAAUGAGGGUUAUGAACCUAUGUGAGGAAUUGGAAUUAUGAUUUACAGUUGAUGAUUAAGCUUAGAAAAUAAAUUUAGGGUUUUCAUCACGAACUGACAUCAGCCAUAAUGCCAAAACUCUUUUUAUCUAAAUUGAUGAGUGAAUUUCGCGCCAAAACUCGAGACCUGCUAUUGUAACGGGAUUAAAAUCAUAAUGUAUGAUGUUGUUAAUGGGAUUUGUUUUCUUUCUAUUGCAGGGCAACCAAGAAUAAAUGCUUUAGAAGAAGAAGAGCAAGCCCUGCAUGCACUAAACUUACAGGAUGACUCAUAAGACCGUUUUGUAAACUAGCUUUCUUUUCUGUACAUAACCCGCGAGUUUAAAUUUUCAAAUGAACAACUGAUGGUCUCUGCUCCGUGUUCUCUCUGUGGUGUGAAGUGCUCAGUUAACAUUGUGUGUGUUGUGGCUUUAGGUCUUCCUGCCUUCCAGUGACUGCUGAUUACACGUGUCACAUUAUCUUAUACGUGAUUGAUUCGUCCAUAAAUUAUUGUCUUACUUGAUUUAACUACUGAUUGAACAGUUGUUGGUUCAAUAACUAACUGCUUACAUUUAUUAAAACCAUCAUUUACCCAAUCACAUUAUUUUGUUUUUGGCUGAGCUAUAUCUCGUAUCUAAACUAACUUAAACGGUUAUUCCUCAUUCCAGACUGCUUUAGUUUGGAAGCUACAGUAUCUGACUCUACGAAUAGUGGGUGCUUUGAGUAAUGAUGUUCGUUUUAUUGGUCCUGUUAUUUUGUAAAGAAUCGAUGGAGUGUCAUGUGCACCACAAGUUGUAUUCAGCUUAAAGGGUUUGAUGGAGGCGUGUGUAUUAAUACGACCAAAGUUAAUGGCAUUAGCAUCAUUCCAGCUGAUGAUUCAAUAUUAACAUAAGUGGCAUGAGAUUUGUUCGCACUGAAGGAAAACCACUGACUUAGUAGUUCGUAAAUAACAGAUUGGCCAUUAUAUGUCUCACCAUCUUAAAGUAUGGAGUGAACUUUGUAAUCUGACUCUUUUCGAUGCGCUUUUCAGGCAGAUGACAUAGGUUUUUGGAUUCAGAUGCAGAGUAGAGGUGCAGUACGUUCUAUUGCUUGUUUAUGCUUUUCAUCCCGACUUUGUACAGCCUUAAGUACAGAGUAUAUUUGGUGAAGAAAACCGGGUUUUUUAUAUAAGAUGCAUCCUUUUUAGCUUAGCUAUGGUGUUUUAGAUGACAUAAGGAGUUUGUUAGGAUGUUCGGAAAAAUAUACCAAUAAUUAUCGUGUUAAGUCUAAUGGUGUCCUUGGACGUUAAAUAGACAUUCCCUACUGGUCGAUUUUUAUUCAGUUGUUAAAUAUUGUACAAAUGUUGUUUUCUAUUUUAUGGUACGAUGUGGUUUGUUUGUUUGGUAUAUAAAUAGAGUAUGUCUGAAAUAUAAUGAUUCAUAACUCAGAGGCUGAGAUUUGUGUUCUGGACUCAACUGGCUGGGCUAGACAGGGAAGCGGGACCAAUCGAGACUCUAGGCCGUCCGUACGUGUUUUCCGUGUCACUGAAGCGAUCGAUAAAAACGCUGCUCUCUAAUCUUCCAGACAAGGACACAACAGUUGGCACGGGGUAAAAAUCGAUCCAAGUUUAAAGUCACAACAGAGUUAUUAUUUCAAAAGCCGUUUCGGCGGGAUCAGUAAUGUCUGAUACGGACUAAGUGGUGCUAUUGAUGUUGCGUAUAUCAAGAGUGAGGCAUUAUUCCAAACCCUAACGAUAUACACAAUUGACCACACUUCAGAAAUUGUAAACAAUGUAGUAAUAAUAAUGCAAGUAAACCUCUACUUUUGAAAUUAAACUCAGCAGUAUCACAAUUUCAGUCAGUAAUAGUAAACCAUAAAGUGUCGGGGUGAUUCGGCUUUUCUGCUUACUGGCAAUACAGAUAGGAUAGUAACCCUUGUACACUAUUCCCAUACGUCCAAUCUUCGUUUAAAACUAAUGGAGUGAAUAUAAGUAUUCGAUCUAAUCUUCCUUGUUAUUCUUCAAUAGUUAAUUUUCUACAGUUAAACGUUUUAUUCGUUAUCCUCAUACUUGAUGAACGAGGACAAAUUUGCUUGAAUAUAUAUUCAGCAAUUGAAUUCACUAGAGUAUAAAGUAGUAAUAAUCAAUUAAAGUAGUAACAAUUAAAGUAUAAUUCGACUGAAUGGACAAAACUGGACUGGAAUAAGUAUUGAAUUAAUACCCGAUUUAGACCUCUUUGUAAUUAAAUUGGAUUUUAUGUUGAUACUGGCACUUAGAAUCACAAGUAAUUGUAUUCAAAUUGACGUAACACUGAUAACAGAAUAUCAAGUAAUUGUCCUGGAGAGAUAAAAAUUCAGAACUGCAUUAGACUGAUCGAAUCUGCAUUGUAUUGAAACAAAUACAAACAAUCCAGUGUCAAUUGGUCAGCAUGUCUCAAGUAUUCGUAGAUCAAUAUAGCCAUGUAAUAUACUUAACAAAUAGAUUACAGACAACCAAACAAAAUAAUACUUGGAAGAUUAACGUAUUAGACAUUUUAUGUGUUAUAUUCCGAUGAGAAUAAUGAAUGGUAACUGUCGGAAUCUAUUUCUGGACUAAUACGACUUACCAUUAUCCAGUUAUGUCCAGUUUAGUAAUUACCGUUUCCCACAUUCACAGACACUUUUGGCCAAAUCUUGUACAAAUGUUGUUUCCUAAUUUAUAGUACGAUGUGGUCUGUUUGGUUUGUAUGUAAACCCAGUAUGUUCGAAACAAAUGAUUCAUAUCGUAGAGGUUGAGAUUGGUGUUCUGGACUUAACUGGCUGAGUUAGGCGAGAAGCAGGACCGAUAAGGACUCUAGACUGCUCGUACACGUUUUAUGCUUAUUAUGGUCAGGUCGACAAAUCACUGUUCUCUAAUUGGCGGUAUCAUUACUUUAUACAUUAAUAGGACACAAGUUAUAACAAUAUGAUUACACAAUUGAGCACAAGUUAACCAACAGAAUAAAAGUAAUUCGUUUUAUAGCCACAUAUCUUAUUCGAAAACGAGUAUACGUUUAUGUUCCUUUAAUGUUGUAUGUAACACAAUACCAUAUUAAAAUAGCAUCAAAGAUGCAGAGACGAUUAUUUCUCUGUUUUUCAAAUCAACUGAGUUUUUCGGACAACGAUGUUGAUAUGAAUAUGGACUUCAUUAUAUCCGUUAUUAUUUAUUUGUAUCUCGUACAAUAUUGUAAAGCUGUUAUUUACAGUAGUUUAGUAUGAAGAUAUUUAUUAUUCAAAAAUGUUCGUUGUACGUUGAACUGAAGGUCUUACUCUUCUGCUAACUCCAUUUAAAGGAUGAGUCGUUUUUCAACUAGAUAAGUCUGGCGUUAAAAUAAUUUUUUUAAAGUAGAAUCGCACCACCGAUACGAAGGGUGUUAAACACCUUAGCAUUCUAUGAAAGUCUUUCUUGGCUGUCAAACUGUGUGCAAUCAUUUGAAGCAAAUAUUUCGGUAGGGAUUUAUAUGUAAGUUUAUCAUCUCUCGGUAAAUAAAUGACAUUAAAAAAAUCAUUUAUUAAUCAAAUUUAUUGAGUUAAAAAAAACGAAGUUCAGUAAAGAAUGACUUUUAGAAAUAAUUAUUUUGGCAAACAUUGAAUAUUUGGUGCCAACUCCAUUUAUUUUAUUUGGUUUAACUUCCUGAUGAUGAAUAUCUGAGGAUCUAGGCUUUAUCUUAGUAGUUCACAGUUUACAAGAAACAUUUUUGUGGGGCCUUUUAUUUUGUCGUCAUUUAGAUCAGACGAUGUUUGUUGACGGGCUCUCCACUUUAGCGGCCCGGGAACUGACUGCAAGUAGAUCGCAUGAAUGAUCGUUGUCGAAAUAUAUAUGUCGCCUAUCCUCGUAUGUCUCUAUAGACUUAAUUCGCGUUCAGUGAAUAACGGAAUUAAAUAAGUCAAAUAACGAGAAUGGACUUUUGAAUACAUAUAUUUUAUAUAUGAAGCGAACAGAAUAGAGCAAAGCGAAACGACGCGCAGUGGAGACGGCGGAUAAGCCAACUCUAUUUAACCAAGCGUUAAUCAAUAUUUAUAGUUACACAAAAAUAAGUUACAGACAUGUGAUGAAUAGGACAAGAAAUGUGCACACAUAUAUGCGCUCAUUUAAAAACAGUGAAGAUUGAUAAGCGAAUAAUUAACAAGGUCAAAAUAUGACUCAAGUAGAAUGAAUAGAUUGACCUGUCCGAAUGCUAGAAUAAGGUAUAUGGGCUUAACAUAAUAACCAACACUACACAUUCAGCACACGGCUUAACAUUCUUCCCCUGCCUUUAUUCUUACAUUGAAUUAAGCAUUUUGUCAUUGACUUGAAGUCGUCUACUGUAGCUAACAAUUAUUAUUAUUAUUAUUAUUAUUAUUAUCAUUAUUAUUAUUAUUAUUAUUAUUAUUAAUGGCUUUAUUCAAUAUUAUAUUUUGGUACAAUAUAGAACUUCUCAGCACAGGGUAUUUCAACAAGUUUCUCACACAAAUAAAAGCAGAAACAAAGACAAAAAGGAGAAAAAAUGUUAAAAAAUACCCGAAAAACUGUACAACUUUUCAAAUUAGAGACAUGGUUAAGAAUGCAGAUUAUUGACUAGGUUAACUCUAACAACCUGUUCGUCACAGAGUAUAUAGGUAAGGUAUUAUAGAACUUUUAUACUUUUGCUUGCGUGCAUGGAUUUUAAUGUAAUUAUGUCUCGUUCAACCAGAAGAUAAACAAGGAGAAAGAUAAGAGUGAAGCGGAUGGUUAGUAUCUGGUAAAAUAACACAUGAGAAGAGUUUGCAUGACAAUAGAUGUCUAUCCAGAACCAUAUUAAUUAUGACCUCGAAAGACUCACCACACACUUUGCUAACUGCUUUCAGCACUCUCCGCAAUAUAGCAAAGUCUUUUCUCAAAAGCCCGUGAAAGAAUAAUACAAAACAGUAAAGAAUAAUAGGUAAUAUGCAAGAAUUGACAAACUGUAAGAGUAAAUGACGAGUAAUUCCAAGAGCAUACAGCCUCUUCAUGUAGUAAGUCAGACGGAAAACCUUCUUUAAUAACAAUGAAACGUGAGAAGACCAAGAGAAAUCAGAGGAAAAGGUAACACCAAGAUAAUUGACCUUCGACACUUUGUUUCUCAAAGAGUCUCCAAUGGCACAAGCAUUAUAGGAUCUCAAAAUGGUGUUUAGAUGCCGUUCAUGUCUCAUGCUUAAGUUAACAGCUUGACAUUUAGAUGGAUUAAUUAUGAGACCAUUAGCAACAGGCCAACUAUCAAUACGAGACAAAAACUCAUUCAUUUCUAUGGGAUGUAAAGAGAUAGAGAUAGGUAUACAUACAGUGAGGUCAUCUGCAUAGUUCACAAAAGUUUUUUCUGUGGAAGAUAGCAGAUCAUGCAGAAAAAAAGAGAAAAGAAGAGGUGAAAGAACGGCUCCUUGUGGUACACCUUCAUGAGACAGUAGAGACUCUGAACACUUUCCUCCAAGUACAGUGUACUGUUCCCUUCCAGAGAGCUGGGAACGCAGUCAUUUGGUUAUCCAGCUGUCAAUGUUGACGCUGAUUAACAUGUCAAUUAAAUGUUGUCUUGGUAUAGAAUCAAAAGCUCGAGUAUAGUCCAGAAAAGCCCAUCGAACAUAUUUCUUACUCUUUUCUAAGUUGAACACUAUAUAUAUAUAUAUAUAUAUAUAUAUAUAUAUAUAUAUUACUAACAACACUAUGGGAGCUUCUUCGACACUACGGCGUGCCUCAGAAGAUAGUCAAUAUCAUACAGAACUCAUAUGAUGGAUUACACUGCGAAAUCGUACAUGGAGGACAGUUGACAAAGUCGUUCAAAGUGAAGACCGGUGUUAGGCAAGGUUGCUUACUCUCACCCUUUCUCUUUCUCCUGGUGAUCGACUGGAUCAUGAAGGCGUCAACGUCUGAAGGGAAGCGCGGGAUACAAUGGACAUCUAAGAUGCAGUUGGAUGAUCUAGACUUCGCAGACGAUCUGGCCAUUCUAUCCCAAACGCAACAACAAAUGCAGGAGAAAACGACCAGUGUAGCAGCAGCCUCAGCAGCAGUAGGUCUCAACACACACAAAGGGGAAAGCAAGAUUCUCCGAUACAACACAGCAUGUACCAAUCCAGUCACAAUUGACGGAGAAGAUUUGGAAGAUGUAAAAACCUUUACAUAUCUGGGCAGCAUCAUUGAUGAACACGGUGGAUCUGAUGCAGAUGCGAAGGCGCUGAUCGGGAAAGCAAGAGCAGCAUAUUUUCAACUGAGGAACAUCUGGAACUCAAAACAACUGUCUGUCAACAAACCAAUACCAAGUUCAGAAUUUUCAAUACAAAUGUCAACACAGUUCUACUGUACGUGGUGGAAAUCUGGAGAACUACGAAAGUCAUCAUCCAGACGAUACCGGUAUAUAUUAACAGUUGUCUACACAAAAUACUUCGAAUCCGUUGACCAAACACUAUCAGCAACAACCUACUGUGGGAGAGAACAAACCAGAUCCCAGUAGAGGAAGAAAUCAGGAAGAAGCGCUGGAAGUGGAUAGGACACACAUUGAGGAAAGCACCGAACUGCGUCACAAGACAAGCCCUCACAUGGAAUCCUCAAUGUGAAAGGAAAAGAGGAAGACCAAAGAACACAUUACGACGGGAAAUGGAGACAUAGAUGAGAAGAAUGAAGAACAAUUGGAUAGAACUUUGAAUGGAAGGCCCAGGACACAGUGGGUUUGAGAUUGGUGGUCUAUGGCCUAUGAUUUAUUGGGAGUAACAGGCGUAAGUAAGUAAGUAAAAAAUAACGAAUAAGAUUUUACAUCAGUCAGUGAUUGACUGAUGUAAAACCAAUCAGCAAGAUAUAUCAGAAUCGUAGCAAAAAGUAAAUAACUAUAGAAAAGGAAACUCAUAAUUAGAAAUAAGAAGAAUGCAAUCAUAAAAUUAGAUAUAUGUUGUGAAACAUCAGAAAUGAUAUCAAUAAUAUUAUUGUUUUUUUUUAAUUUUCGGAUUAAAACCCAACUUUCAGUCUAAUCAUGUGGUACAUUUCAAACUAUUGGAAAUGAUUUUUAUGAAGUUUUUGUCAUGAUCAAAAUAUUCUUAGUUGAGAAACAUUAUAGGAACUAUAAAUAGUGAUUAAAUUUUCUAAAUUACGAAAUGUGUAUAUCAACAAAGACAUUGUUACAAUUCAGAGGCAAUGUACUUAGUGAAAUGCUAAGACUAAAUGUACGUAGAUCAAUCCAAAGGAUUUUCAAUGCAGGUAAAGUACAAUUAUUGUUUUCUACACAUCUGAUAAUCACCCCGAGGUUGAAAGGUAAAUUACCUAGACUAGCUGUUUCUUUCCGUAUCUAUCAAUUCAACUGCUCAUGCGAAGCAAGUUAUAUUGGCAGAUGUUCUGGGAAUUUUUAUAUUCGAAGUCGAGAGCACCACUCAGUGUGGUUAAGUAAAGGUGUAGUUAGAACUGUUAACAGCUUCAUUCUAGCUUAUUUAAUUCAGACGGAACAUACAGCAAACAUGGAUCAGUCUUUCAUAAUGAUAUAUCGUGUUAACAGCAGUCUGCCCGAUUCCGUCAGACUGAGAAUCCUUAUUACUAUUAUUAUUAUUAUUAUUAUUAUUAGCCUUGGUAACCUUUUUGAGAAGUUUAUUCAGCAUCAACCCCAAUGUACUAAUUCUUGCCUAAUUAGCAUUACUCUACAUAUUACGUAAUUUUCGGUUUGUAAUUACAUUAUUCUCUCUCUCACUCCAUAUUGACCAUAUUUAUCCUGAUCAUUUAUCUCACAAUUUCAUUUUACGUAUAAGCUAAUUCAAGUUAACACUUCAUAUUAGUCAACCAAAUAUUAGUGAUUUUAUUUUAUAUGGCAAACAAUCCUUUAUUCACAUGUUACAAUUUUAAAUGAUGUAAUCUGCCUUAGACUUAGGCAGUUUUAUGGAUCAUUCAUUUGGAUAUAUAAUUGUAGCACCUGAUGAGAGACAUUUUUAUUUAUGCUGGUACAAAUGUAUUUUACAUAAUAUUAAGUUAAAGAUUUUAAGAUGUCAAUAUUUUAUAUUUCUUUGGUCUUGUUGACGAAAAAAGAACGUUUUCCGUUGAAAAAUGGUAGUUAUUUUAAGUAUUUGCGCUUGUAACAUGAAAUCAUUGACUCGUAUAUACCUUAGUUUUUAUAUGAAAUCGCGGACUAUUGUUAAGUUAGUAAUUUUCAUUGAUUGAAAUCCUGAGUCAAUUGAAGCUAGACCACCAUGGAAAAACUGGAAGCACUGGACGGCCGUUUCGUCACAGUAUGAAACUCCUCAUCAGUGCGCACCCACGAUCCCGCAGCCUCACGAGAUUCGAACCCAGGACCUAUCAGUCUCGCGCCAGGCGCUUAACCAACUAGACCACUAAGCCAGUCGGCAUCCAACGGUGUUAAUGUCUAACUUCAACCAAUCUACGAAUUUGCGCCACCGUACACCAUUGUCUUCAGAGAGUUGAUAUCUCACGACGGACCUGGUUGAACUCCACUGGUAAUGGCUUCUCACUAGAACUCCAGGAGUUUUCCUUGAAGUCAGUCACUAGUGAGCGGGAUCAUGAAUGUGCACUGCUGAGGAGUCCCAUACUAGGACGAAACGGUCGUCAAGUGCUUACAGGUUUUCCAUGGUGGCCUAACUUCAAUUGACUCAUGAUUUCAAUCAAUGAAAAUUACUAAAAUCUACACAAAACCCCUUCUGUUAAUAAUUCUCAUUGAUUUAUAUUGUUACUUGAUAUAACAUUUAGGUAGUGUUAAAGAACAGAAACAACAUUAUAAGUAGUAUAUAAGUGAUUCUUUUAUUUUAUGAAUAUCACCAC